This is a messenger RNA of Vombatus ursinus (common wombat), 2824 nucleotides long. It is a transcript of the gene ARHGAP24, whose product is annotated as Rho GTPase activating protein 24. Gene Ontology annotation, cellular component: focal adhesion. The transcript is spliced from 10 exons. The record is from RefSeq and is a predicted model, not a curated record. Lineage: Eukaryota; Metazoa; Chordata; Mammalia; Diprotodontia; Vombatidae. Bases 107 to 2326 code for a protein of 739 amino acids. Gene Ontology annotation, molecular function: GTPase activator activity. Gene Ontology annotation, biological process: wound healing, spreading of epidermal cells; negative regulation of ruffle assembly; activation of GTPase activity.
UGUUGGGAUAAUUAAAAGGGCUUCGUUUCUUUCCACUUGACCUGGCAGUUCCCUUCUGUAGCAGCGCGGCACUUGGAAGCAGGGACAUCCUGUCCAUCUAGGGAUCAUGGAGAGGAAUGGCUCCCCAGAGAGUCCCCAACAAGGCCAAGGGUGGUAUGCAACCCCCAAGUGUGGGUGGCUGAGAAAACAGGGAGAAUUUACCAAGACUUGGCACACGUACUGGUUUGUGCUCAAGGGAGACCAACUCUACUACUUCAAGGAUAAAGAUGAAACAAGACCAUUGGGUACCAUUUUGCUUCCUGGGAACAAGGUUAUAGAACAUCCGUACAGUGAAGAGAGCCCAGGACAGUUCCUUUUUGAAGUAGUUCCAGGAAGAGAUCAGCAUCAGAUGACAGCCAACCAUGAGACCUACCUCCUCAUGGCUGAUACACAGACGGACAUGGAAGAAUGGUUGAAGUCCAUUCGCAGAGUCAUAUGGGCCCCUUUUGGUGGAGGUAUUUUUGGACAGAAAUUGGAAGAAACAGUCUGCUUUGAGAAGAGAUAUGGGAACUUCCUGGCCCCCAUGUUAGUGGAACAAUGUGUAGAUUUUAUCCGACGGUGGGGGCUAAAGAAAGAAGGUCUAUUUCGACUCUCAGGCCAGGCUAACCUUGUGAAAGAGCUGCGGGAUGCCUUUGACUGUGGAGAGAAGCCGUCUUUUGACGGUAACACAGAUGUACACACCGUGGCUUCACUUCUUCAAUUAUUUCUCCAAGAACUUCCAGAACCAAUCAUUCCCUAUGCAAAGUAUGAAGACUUUCUGUCCUGUGCCAAUUUACUCAGUAAAGAAGAAGAAAUGGGAGUUAAGGAACUAGCGAAGCAGGUGAAAAAUUUGCCAGUGGUUAAUUAUAAUCUCCUCAAGUACAUAUGCAGCUUCUUAAAUGAAGUCCAGUCCUACUCAAGUGCUAACAAAACCAGUAUGCAGAACUUGGCCACUGUCUUUGGUUCCAGUAUCCUACGUCCCAAAAUAGAAGACCCUCAGACCAUUAUGGAGGGCACUGCCGUAGUCCAACAGUUGAUGUCAGUAAUGAUUGACAAACGCAAGCAGCUCUUCCCCAAAUACAAAGAUGUAGAGCUUCAGACCAAGCAACCAGAGGUCGUGGGCAACAAUAACAAUAAAAUUCAGAAGAAAUCAAUGACUGACCAGCUACAUAAGAAAGAGAACAAUAAUAGCAAAGACACAGAAAGCAUAAGGUGCUCUUGGGAUAAGCUUGAGUCUCCUCAGAGAAUCAGCACGGACAAUGGGUCCCUCAUUACUCUGCCAAUGGCCACGGCCAACAGCCCACCAAAUAGCAUACACAAAUUUGAUGUCUCCAGGAGUCCUGCUCUCACAGUUAAAAAAAAUCCUGCCUUUAAUAAAGGCAGCGGCAUAGUCACCAAUGGCUCCUUUAGCAGCAGCAAUGCAGAAAGUAAUGAGAAAACUCAGUACUCUUCCAGUGGAAGUUUACAGGCCAGGAGAACUUCUUCCCUCAAAUGGGCAGGUACCAAAAUGGGAACGUGCAGUGUGCACGGUGGAGGAGUCCGCAUGGGCAUUUGGAGCACAGACACUCUCGGAAACACAGUGAACAGCCAUGGCAUAAGCUGGGUGACCAAUGGAUAUGUGACACUCAGAGAUAACAAACAGAAAGACUCAGUCGUAGGAGACGUGGACCAAGCAAACAGGCUCUCUACCUAUGACAAUGUCCACCAGCAGUUCUCUCCGGUGAGCUUAGAGGAUAAGCAGAGCACAGACAGCACUACCUGGUCUGUCUCCUUGGGUGAAAUAUCCCUUUCUGAUAAUUCUACCUCUUGUCCAGACCAUGACUUCUGUGGUGCAGACCUUGAAGAUCCUGUGUUGGAAAGGUCUUCCCUUGAGGAGUCCUCCUUAUACCCUGGAGAUUAUGAAAACAAAGUUGAGAAGAGGAUUGUGGGAGAUCCCAGUAGGGACAACGUGGAAACCUUUGUUGGGAUUAACACAAGCAACCCUAGUGCCCUGCACAACCUGGUUUCUAACCUAAAACAGGAGAUAAAUAAACAGAAAAUAGAAUAUGAAUCCAGGAUAAAGAGUUUGGAGCAACGAAAUUUGACCUUGGAAAUGGAAAUGAUGACCCUCCAUGAAGAACUGGAUCAGGAGAGGAAAAAGUUCACAAUGGUGGAGAUCAAAAUGAGAAAUGCUGAGAGAGCAAAAGAAGAUGCAGAGAAAAGAAAUGAUCUAUUACAGAAAGAAAUGGAGCAGUUUUUUUCUACAUUUGGGGAGCUGACAGCAGAAUCCCAUAGAACUGAGAGAGACAACACUAUAUGGAUCCAAUGAGCUUCCUUUGUUGCUUGGGUUGGUACUCUUGGAAGUAAUUGCAAUGGGGAUAGUAUACAGUAUAAUGUUCUGGUAACCUGACUGAUAAAAGCACUCAGCACUAUAAAUCCUGGAAAGAGAAAAAAAUACAGUCUAUUAAAUCAUCUGUCCUUUCAGAGUAAACUAAUCAAGGCUGGGCUAUAUUCGUGAAUGUUUCAACAAACCACUGUCAAGUGUUAAAAUCUGAAAUAUGUAUAUAUAGUCAUUUUGUAAAGUCAUCCAGGAAUGAAAGUUGUAUUUAAACUGGGAAAUCAAUUGAAUUUUCUAUCAAGCUUUCUUCCAACGCACUACUUUUGGUAUUACGUUUCAUUGAUUUAUUUUAUGGCUCAGAAGUUUUUGUUAUCCAUUUUGCUGGGAAAUGAAGAUAAGAAAAUUAUAUGUGUACAUGUUCAUACACCUACAGUGUAAGUGAUUAAAAGUUGAGCAAUAACUUGUGGUUGUGCUGUUUAACCAUGAAAG